Anisakis simplex (herring worm) is the source of this 1476-nucleotide messenger RNA. The record is from the annotation of a GenBank genome assembly. Lineage: Eukaryota; Metazoa; Nematoda; Chromadorea; Rhabditida; Anisakidae.
AUGGAAAACCCACUUGAACUCAAUCUGAGUGACUCGAAAGCCAUAGAAUCCAAACGAGGUAAAAAUUCAACGGUUUCCAGGAAAACUUUGAAAUCGUGCCGUUGGGUUACGGAGCAUAUUUGUUUCGAGAAGGUACCGGCGAUGGGAAUAAAAUUCCUCGAAUUCGUGAAGCCCUUUUGUGGCUUCGUGCCGGAGGUGUCGAAACCGGAACGAAAAAUUCAGUUCCGUGAAAAGAUGCUUUGGACAGCGAUAACUUUAUUCGUUUUCCUUGUCUGUUGUCAAAUACCCCUUUUUGGAAUAAUGUCAACUGAUAGUGCCGAUCCAUUCUACUGGCUUCGAGUAAUUUUGGCCUCUAACAGAGGUACACUUAUGGAGUUGGGUAUAUCACCGAUUGUUACAUCAGGACUUAUUAUGCAGUUACUAGCUGGUGCAAAAAUCAUUGAAGUGGGUGAUACCCCCAAGGAAAGAGCACUUUUCAAUGGAGCACAAAAAUUGUUUGGUAUGGUGAUAACUGUGGGACAAGCGAUCGUUUACGUGGCAUCUGGUCUGUAUGGUGAUCCGUCAGAAAUCGGUGCUGGAAUCUGUCUACUCAUCGUUAUACAGCUUGUUGUUGCUGGCUUGAUUGUUUUACUUCUGGAUGAAUUACUUCAGAAAGGUUAUGGCCUUGGCUCGGGUAUUUCGUUGUUCAUCGCAACGAAUAUCUGUGAAACGAUCGUCUGGAAAGCAUUUUCACCAGCCACCAUGAACACUGCGUUCUAUCGACCCAAUCUGCCCAACCUCAUGAAUUUGAUGGCCACUGUCCUUGUUUUCGCUGUUGUUAUCUACUUCCAGGGCUUCCGUGUGGAUUUGCCGAUCAAGAGUGCUCGUUAUCGUGGUCAGUACAGUUCGUAUCCGAUCAAACUCUUCUACACAUCAAACAUUCCUAUCAUUCUGCAAUCAGCUCUUGUCUCCAAUCUCUACGUCAUCUCUCAGAUGUUGGCCGCAAAGUUUGGUGGUAAUAUAUUGGUGAACCUGUUGGGCACAUGGUCGGAUGCUGGAGGUUAUCGUAGCUAUCCAACAGGAGGAAUUUGCUACUUUUUAUCUCCUCCAGAAACGUUGGCGCAUGUGAUGGAAGAUCCCAUACACUGUAUUAUUUACAUUGUUUUUAUGCUGGGAUCGUGUGCGUUCUUCUCAAAGACUUGGAUUGAUGUAUCCGGAAGUAGUGCAAAAGAUGUGGCAAAACAAUUGAAAGAACAACAGAUGGUAAUGCGCGGUCAUCGCGAGAAGUCGAUGAUCCACGAACUGAACCGUUACAUACCAACAGCAGCUGCAUUCGGCGGUCUUUGCAUUGGUGCACUUUCAGUCACGGCCGAUUUCAUGGGUGCAAUUGGCAGCGGAACAGGUAUUCUAUUGGCAGUGACGAUAAUUUAUCAGUAUUUCGAAAUAUUUGUUAAAGAGCAGCAGGAGAUGGGCGGUGUUGCGGGAAUGUUCUUCUGA